Molecule: messenger RNA, 1256 nt
Organism: Columba livia (rock pigeon)
Lineage: Eukaryota; Metazoa; Chordata; Aves; Columbiformes; Columbidae
Gene: CALB2
Product: calbindin 2
Exons: 11
Coding region: 80-892 (270 amino acids)
Biological process (GO): regulation of presynaptic cytosolic calcium ion concentration; regulation of long-term synaptic potentiation
Cellular component (GO): terminal bouton; nucleus; cytosol
Molecular function (GO): calcium ion binding
Source: RefSeq, a predicted model, not a curated record
GGUAUAAAAGGCGGCGGCGGGCGGGCAGCGGUGGCAGCGGCGGCAGCGGCGGCGACGGCGAAGGCGGCGGCAGCGGGAGAUGGCCGGCCCGCAGCAGGCCCCGCACCUCCACCUGGCCGAGCUCACCGCCUCCCAGUUUCUCGACGUCUGGCGACACUUCGACGCGGACGGAAAUGGCUACAUCGAAGGCAAAGAGCUGGAAAAUUUCUUCCAGGAGUUGGAAAGCGCGAGGAAGGGGGCGGGUGUGGACUCUAAGAAUGACAACCUGGGUGACAAGAUGAAGGAGUUCAUGCACAAGUACGACAAAAACGCGGACGGCAAAAUCGAGAUGGCGGAGCUGGCCCAGAUCCUACCCACAGAGGAGAAUUUCCUGCUGUGUUUCCGCCAGCACGUGGGUUCCAGCUCGGAGUUCAUGGAGGCUUGGCGCAGGUAUGACACGGACCGCAGCGGCUACAUCGAAGCCAACGAGCUCAAGGGCUUCUUGUCGGACCUGCUGAAGAAGGCAAACCGGCCCUAUGACGAGCCCAAGCUGCAGGAGUACACACAGACCAUCCUGCGGAUGUUCGACAUGAAUGGUGACGGGAAGCUGGGGCUCUCAGAGAUGUCCCGACUUUUGCCUGUGCAAGAAAACUUCCUUCUGAAGUUUCAGGGGAUGAAGCUGUCCUCGGAGGAGUUCAAUGCCAUCUUCGCCUUUUACGACAAGGAUGGGAGCGGCUUCAUUGAUGAGAACGAGCUGGACGCGCUUUUGAAAGACCUGUAUGAGAAGAAUAAGAAAGAGAUGAACAUCCAGCAGCUCACCAACUACAGGAAGAGCAUCAUGAAUCUCUCUGAUGGGGGCAAACUCUACCGCAAGGAGCUGGAGAUCGUGCUCUGCAAUGAGCCCCCCAUGUAGGACCCCCCCCAAACAACGCUCCUCCUCCCCAAAAAUGAGCACAAUGGGGGAGCACCCACCACUACAGUGCUGCGGGGGGACACAGGGGAGUGGUGGGCCCCCCAUUUUGGGGGCUCAGUGCCCACCUUCCCCCAGUGCCCCCCAGCAGCUCUUGGGUUGUUAAAGUCCCAAUUUGGGGGGAAAGGGUUGUUUUUUUUUUUAAAUCCAUCCGCCUGUUUGUUUUGUUUAGUUUGUUUGUUUGUUUGUGGUUUUGUUUGUUUGUUUUCCGGGGGUGGGGGUGUUUUCAUUUGUUUGAUUUCUUCUUAAGUUUUUCUCGUUUACCAAAGAAGAGUUUACAAAUAAAUUCAAGUACUGCUAGACCCGA